Messenger RNA from Raphanus sativus (radish), 2623 nucleotides. RefSeq names its product zinc finger BED domain-containing protein RICESLEEPER 2-like. The record is from RefSeq and is a predicted model, not a curated record. The transcript has 5 exons. Gene Ontology annotation, molecular function: protein dimerization activity; DNA binding. The coding region runs from base 233 to 2380 and encodes 715 amino acids. NCBI's taxonomy places the organism in Eukaryota, Viridiplantae, Streptophyta, Magnoliopsida, Brassicales, Brassicaceae.
UAGAAUCACCAAGAAUCUCGCCGAAAAAUCUCAUCCCCAUUUCAUUUCCAUAAUCUCAACUUGCGUAUAUGCAAUCCAAAAUCCUUUCCAUUCACCGAAAAUCAAAUAUCCUCCGUGAUUCUAUGGUCGAUUCGAAAUUGAAACCCUUAUCACAGCUCCUAUAUAUGUCUCUGCGAACCCUUAGACUUGACAAGCCAAUCCACCUCUUUAGCCAGAAAGUAAUCGAUCGGAGAUGGCAUCAUCAUCUUUCACUAACGACCAAACUGAUGUUGAGAUGCAAUUUCAAGACCAAGAGUACCAAGAGACAAAUGCAACAUCUCAGACUCAGGCGGACAAGGUGAAGAAGAUGGUUGUGCCAAGGUCUACUGUGUGGGAGCAUUUCACCAGGACCAAAGAGAAUCGAAACAAGUGUAUUUGUCACCAUUGCCAAAAGACCUUCUCAUGCGCAUCCAAGUCCGGAACUUCUAAUCUGAAGCAGCAUCUGCAAAUAUGCAAAGAACACAAAGUGUGGUUAACAAGUCAGCAAAAGAACCAACAGAAGAUUGGCAAUGGAGGAAACCUGAAGGCAUCCAAAGUGAGUGAAGCGCUUUGGAAAGAAGCUUGUAACGAGCUUGUGGUGUUAGCAGAACUGCCACUUUCAUUCAUUGAAAGUACUGCUUUCAAAUACUUCUGCGACAAGGUUAACCUUCCAAAGACCCACUCAAGAAGGAGUUUGACAAGGAACAUUGUGGAGAUGUUUGUGAAAAGGAAAGCAGCACUCAAGAACUUGCUCAUCACGAGCAAACAAAGAGUUUCGCUAACCACAGAUAUUUGGGUAUCUCAAGUGACAGGUGCAAGCUAUAUGGUUAUCACUGCACACUUCAUUGACGAUGAGUGGCAGCUGAAGAAGCUAAUCAUUGGCUUCAAGUAUGUCAUGGAUCACAAAGGUCAGACAAUCUCUACUGUUCUGUUACAGUGUUUAGCUGAUUGGGGACUAGAGAGGCUAUUUUGCAUCACAGUAGAUAAUGCAAGCGCUAAUACUUCUGCCCUUAAGCGGUUCCAUGAGGUCUUUAGCUCCAAAUCCCCUGAUGCAUUUGUCUUAGAUGGGAAUUUUUUCCACAUGAGGUGUGCGGCUCAUAUUAUUAACUUGAUUGCUAAGGAGGGUUUGAGUGAUUUGAGUGAAAAUGUGUUAGCUAUCAGGAAUGCUGUUCAGUAUGUUAGGUCCUCAACCCCUAGGUUACACGCCUUUGAUCAGAGAGUCACAACUGGUAAGAUGACUCGUGGAAGCUUGCCUCUUGAUGUAAAGACUAGGUGGAAUUCGACUUUUCUUAUGUUAUCUAGAGCAUUACAGUUUAAGAUAGCAUUUGAUAGAAUGGAAGCAGAAGAUAGGCUGUACAAUGACUACUUUCUCGAAGUAGAUAAUGGGGUUAAGCGGUGUGGACCACCUACUUCUAGGGACUGGAAAGCUGUUGAAAAGCUUAUUAGGUUUUUGGUGAUAUUUUACAACAGCACAUUGAUUGUCUCUGCCUCAUCUAAGGUCAAUGCAUUCAAAUGCUAUGGUGAGAUAGUGACAAUUGAGAGAAAUCUCACUGGUUUAGUUAGCAGUUUAGACUCUGAGUUGAAGUUGAGGGCAUCUGAAAUGUUGAAGAAGUUUUCAAAGUAUUGGGGAGGAAUGAAAGGCGUCAACAAGAUGUUGAUCUUAGCAACCAUCUUCGACCCUACACAGAAGAUGCAUUUCGCAAAGCUCUGUUUUGAGAAGCUGUACGGGAAAGAUAGCUUCGAGGCUAAGGAGAUGACAAAAACCGUGACUGAUCUUCUCACAUCCAUGUUUAAGGAGUACAGCAUGCGGUUCAAAAGAGCUUCUGGACAAGCAUCGCAAGAAGCUGAAGCCUCUGCCGUCCCUGGUCCAGACUCUCAGGAACAAGGAGUGGAAAGAAUGGAACUGGUGGUUGAGGAUUUCGGUUAUGAAAGGAUGGAUGCUGUUUACAAGGAACUUGUUGCUGAAAUAGGUGAAGAUACACGAGAUGAGCUUGAAGUGUACUUGAAGGAAGCGGUGGUGACUCAAAAGCUCUUACCGGGAAUGGAGUUUGAUGUUCUGUCUUGGUGGAAGAUGCACAGAGUGAAGUACCCGGUCCUUGCAGAAAUGGCGAGAGAUCUCCUGGCUAUGCAGGUUUCAUCAGUAGCAUCAGAAAGUGCUUUCAGCACAAGUGGCAGGAUAUUGGAACCCCACAGAAGCUGCUUAACUCACUACAUGAUAGAGGUUAUUAUGUGUACUGAGCAAUGGCUUCAUGCUGACAUCAAGCUUAAGGAAACCAUCAUCACAAAUGAGCAAAUCCUAGAAGACGUUGAAGAGCUUGAUAAGCUUGAGAAAGAGUUUGAAGCUCACAAUCUUGGUGAUUGAACUGAGGAGGCUACAAGGUUGAAGGCUGGAGACUGAAGUUCGAAGAGUAUUUUUUUUUCAUUGAAUUAUGUUGUUUUUGUUUGGUUUUCAAUUGGAGUUUUGGAUAAUGGUGAUCUUUGUUUUGUUUUUUUCAUUUCAGUAAUGGUGGUGAUCUUUGUAUCACUUCCAUCUUAAUAAAGUUUUAAAGUUGCUUUCAUCUUUGUCUCUUUGAUCCUUUUUGUCUCUUGGAUAUUGAAAGUUGAA